AUCGGAGAGACUUUAUCCAAAUCAUCAAGUUUUGUAUAUGAACAGCAUAAUCCUCCACGGUUGUGUAGAUUCGAGUGCGGCUGUGGCGCUUCCGGUUGAAAACAAAGUCUUUGAAAAACUAUAGAGUGUCCCUCCGAGGAGAAUCCAAAAUGAGCAAUGAAAGGCAGGAAAAGGUUCAGAAGAAAUAUGACCCAAAAGACACCACCCUGAAGUUUGUCCAAAGGAGGGAUGACUUGGAUCCACUGGGUUCGGAUGAUGACGACGACUGCCUCAGAGCAGAGAUGUCCUGUGGCCACGCUGUGACUCCCAAAUCACUAACACUAUGGUGUCGCAGCCAGCUGGAUGAGGGUUAUUACAAAUUCAGAUGUCCUGCGCUGGCAGAAGGUACCAAAUUGUGCAAUAAACUGUGGUCCUACAAAGAGGUGCGCAGACUGGCUGAUCUGUCUGUUGAGGAAAUGGAGCACUUUGAAGAGACCAUGGCCCGCCUGGCUGCCUCAGAAUACUGUGAAUUUCAAUCAUGCCCACAGUGCAGGACGAGUGUGGAGAGGAAGGAUCUCUCCAACCUGUGCGUCAAGUGCACCAUAUGUACGGCCGACCGGAAGAAGACCUAUCAGUUCUGCUGGCAGUGCCACAAGGAGUGGAAAGGCCCGGCUCCUCGGUCCGACCGCUGCAACAACGACGGCUGCAUGAACAAGGACCUGGAACUUCUGCAGACGUGCAAGACCAUCAGCCUGCCCCAGGUGGUGGGGGUCACCGACUGCCCCUCCAUUCGAGCCUGUCCUACAUGCGGCAUAAAGGUUGAACACAGUCAGCAAUACUGUAAAAAUAUUAACUGCCCUCGCUGCCACGUGGAGUUCUGUUUUGUGUGCCUGAAACUAAAGCGUGAAUGUUCUAAGACCAGCUCACCAUACAAAAUCUGUCCUAGUGGGGUGGCUCCUAGGCAGACCUCCAUUCCUGUGUGGAAAAAAUGAACAACAUUGGUUUGUCUGUCCCUGAUGGGAAAUGUAAUCAUUAUAUGACUGUUUAAACAUGACUCCCGGGGCUGCAGGCAUUGUGGAAGGUGAACAUAACCUUGCUGAAGAACUGAGAAAAGGGCAGAUGUUUUACUGCACUGCAACUGCCAAUCACUGCUGAGCUACCGAUAAUGUUAUAUUAAUUGCAUAGCAAUAAAUUGAACCAUCUUGAAAAGAGCUUGUAGGAACCAAAUUGGUUAUUUUCUAUGUUCACAAGUGUUGUAUGCAUUUCUGCCAGUAGGUGGCAGUAUCUAUUUUAGGCCAUGGUUUGAGUCUAUAUAGGGAGGUGGGUUAAUCAGCGUAGUGGUGCACGCUGGGGAAUCCACACGGUUUUUGACCGUGCCAUGGUGUAACUUCUCAGGUCAGAAUAAUACGUUAUGGUUAAAGUGAGUACCUUUGAGUUGACUGUAUGUAGACUAAAUAAACCUGGAGUACAAUCAGCAGUGUUUUGGACAUUGGCUGUGUUAUCCAUUUGCACCUGCAUACACCUACACUGGCACGCGUACAAGCCAGUUAAACAACCAGCGUGCGCGGAUAGUGACAAAGGGCCACUAUAGAGCUCAUUUACAUUUUUGAAUCUAUUUGAUAACCUUAUCAUUACUCAGUAAAGUGUGAAUCACAUUUUUCCUUUUUCUUUAUUUAAAAUGAAAAUCAAAAAAAUCUUGAGCCGUUAAAAAUGUCUUACCAAGUGCAUGAUGGGCUGAUUUUAGCUCAACAAUUUAGUCUGUAAAAUGCAAUAGACCUUGCAAUGUUAAAAAUAAAGCUUUCAUUAUAAUAAAAAUUAUGUUUCAUUUUUUGUUUAUUUAGUUUGGUGAUUUGAUUAUUUCUAAUUCAUAAUCAUUGUCUUUUAAAGAAAAAAAAACAUCAUC
This is a messenger RNA of Scatophagus argus, 1882 nucleotides long. Its product is annotated as E3 ubiquitin-protein ligase RNF19A-like. Lineage: Eukaryota; Metazoa; Chordata; Actinopteri; Scatophagidae. The record is from RefSeq and is a predicted model, not a curated record. The transcript is spliced from 5 exons. The coding region runs from base 150 to 971 and encodes 273 amino acids.